AAAAUGGCGGCAGGGAGUGGGAGCAGCCCCACCGAGUGACUCGACGAAUCGAGAGCCGCUCAUUUUCAAGGGCGUUGAUUAAUCCACUCAACCCUCAUCGCUUCCUCUCUCAAAAAUUCUCUCUAAUCUCUGCUCACUGAUCACCUUCACCGUUUCUCUCUCAAUCUGAAUCAUGGGUUUUGGGAGGAAGAUCAGGAUCGGAGGCGAUGGUUUUUCAGGAAUCAACCGUUUUUUCUCGAGGCUCAGUCGCCGCAGAUAUGAUUCUGAGGUCUCCGCUGCUCUUCCAGCCCCACCAUUACUUAUUCUGAAGCAGGACCAAAAUGGACCUGGAGUUGCUGGCAUUAAAUCCCUAAGAGUGCUUGCACUACUUGGGGCAGGUGUUUCAGGCCUUUUGAGCUUUGCAACAAUAGCUUCUUCAGAUGAGGCUGAACAUGGCCUGGCAUGUCCAAACUAUCCAUGGCCUCACAGCGGCAUUCUCAGUUCAUAUGACCAUGCUUCGAUUCGGCGGGGUCACCAGGUUUACCAGCAAGUUUGUGCUUCUUGCCAUUCAAUGUCUUUAAUUUCAUUUCGUGAUCUUGUGGGUGUGGCAUACACUGAAGAAGAGACGAAGGCUAUGGCAGCUGAGAUUGAAGUGGAUGAUGGGCCUAAUGAUGAAGGUGAGAUGUUUACUCGCCCUGGAAAGCUAAGUGAUCGUUUUCCUCAGCCUUAUGCAAAUGAACAAGCAGCUAGAUUUGCUAAUGGAGGAGCAUAUCCUCCAGAUCUAAGUCUCAUCACCAAGGCCCGCCACAAUGGUCAGAAUUAUGUAUUUGCUCUUUUAACUGGUUACCGUGAUCCUCCAGCUGGUGUUUCAAUUCGAGACGGGCUGCACUAUAAUCCUUAUUUCCCUGGUGGGGCAAUAGCUAUGCCCAAAAUGCUCAUCGAUGGUGCUGUUGAGUAUGAAGAUGGUACCCCUGCCACAGAAGCACAAAUGGGGAAAGAUGUUGUCACAUUUUUAUCAUGGGCUGCAGAGCCAGAAAUGGAAGAGAGAAAACUGAUGGGAUUUAAAUGGAUAUUUGUGUUGUCACUUGCACUUCUCCAAGCAGCUUACUACCGACGCCUAAAAUGGUCAAUCUUCAAGUCCCGUAAGCUGAUUGUCGAUGUUGUCAACUGAUCUCCUGUCUAUUUUGUUUAAUUUAUGUAUGUAUUUGAGAGAAUUGGAAUUUGUAAUAAUGACUCUAGUAGAUGAUCUAGGUUUUUAUUUUUCAUUCAAGUUAAAAUGAUCUAGACAGUGAAUGGCUAUGGAAAUUAGUUUCUGCUGCAA
Molecule: messenger RNA, 1300 nt
Organism: Vitis vinifera (wine grape)
Lineage: Eukaryota; Viridiplantae; Streptophyta; Magnoliopsida; Vitales; Vitaceae
Product: cytochrome c1-2, heme protein, mitochondrial
Exons: 9
Coding region: 173-1150 (325 amino acids)
Biological process (GO): mitochondrial electron transport, ubiquinol to cytochrome c
Molecular function (GO): heme binding; electron transfer activity
Source: RefSeq, a predicted model, not a curated record